Asparagus officinalis (garden asparagus) is the source of this 2876-nucleotide messenger RNA. Its product is annotated as zinc finger MYM-type protein 1-like. Bases 370 to 2754 code for a protein of 794 amino acids. Lineage: Eukaryota; Viridiplantae; Streptophyta; Magnoliopsida; Asparagales; Asparagaceae. The record is from RefSeq and is a predicted model, not a curated record. Gene Ontology annotation, molecular function: protein dimerization activity. The transcript has a single exon.
CGCCCGCCUUAAGGAGUUCAGGUCCAGGCUCUUCCCCUUCUUUAAUUCAUUGUUUGUGAAAUUUAAUUGAAGUGUUUUUUUGGUGUGAAAUUGAUUGUAGGUGAUUUGUUUAGGAAUUAUGAUUGGAUUGAUAACUGAUUUCUAUAAGAUUGAAUUGAUUACUUUAUAAACUGAAUUCGUUUUUUUGUUUGUUUGUGAAACCAAUUUAGUUUAGGUAAUUGAUAUGUCAAUUUAGUGGUAUUUCAAUUUUAAUUCAAUGGUUUGUUGCUACAAUGUUAAAACGAGUCCAUCAAUUGUUUAAAUGUUUCUGUUUGAAUUUUUUAGAGUGAUUUUAAAUUAAUAAGUCAUUGUAUUUUUUUAUAUAAUAGGAUGCUUAAUUACUUCCAACGAAAACCGAGAUUUUCGGAGAAGCCAAAUGUUUCUAUCAUUGGUGAUCAACCUUCUUCACUUCCCUCCUCAAGUGACACUCAACCCGAACCGAUUUGCACAAAUAAAGUGUUUAAUAAGGGAGCAUAUUUGGAGUCGGAUCCUGCAAAAAGAGAUCAAAUUCUUGAUUAUCAUCCAAAUGAUCAAGAAGAGGUAAGAAGAGCUUACCUUGUAAAGGGCCCAUGUCGACCAAACUUAAAGGAAUAUCCUACCACAAAUUUGGGGGGAAGGGAUCGUUCUUUUCAUAAUAGUUGGUAUGAAGAGUAUGAUUGGUUGGAAUAUAGUAUAGAGAGAGAUGCUGUAUUUUGUUUGCCUUGUUAUGUAUGCUACAAAGGUUCUAGUAAUCCAGCAUUUGUGAAAGAAGGUUUUAAAGGUUGGAAUCUCAAGCACAAGUUAAAUAAACAUGUUGGUGACAAACCCAAUAGUCAUCAUAAAAAGUGUGUGAAAGCAUGUGAGGAUCUUAUGAAGAAAAAUCAGUGUAUCGAGUAUUCGUAUGCAAAAUAUAGUACAAAAGAAGAAGCCGAUUAUCUUGUUCGUUUAAAAGCAUCACUUGAAGCUGUCAAGUUUCUUGUUAGAGGUGGAUUGGCAUUUAGGGGACAUAAUGAGGGGGAAGGUUCUUUUUAUAAGGGUCAUUUUCUAGAAUUUAUUGAAGCAUUGGGGAGAAAUAGUGAAAAAAUAGCGGGAGCAAUAACAAGUGGUGGAGGAAAUAGUAAAAUGACUUCUCCUCAAAUUCAAAAGGAACUUGCAAAUGCAUGUGCGGUUGAAACUAUUAAGAAAAUAGUUGGAGAAAUUGAAGAUGGUUUCUUUUGUGUUCUUGUUGAUGAAUCGGGAGAUUGCUCGGGUAAAGAACAAAUGGCGGUUGUGGUGCGGUUUGUUGAUUAUAGAGGUUUUGUAGUUGAAAGAUUUAUUGGCAUUGUUCAUGUUGAGGAUACAAGUGCUAUAGCCCUUAAAGGGGCUCUUGAAACAUUGUUGUUGGGGUUUGGCUUGUGUAUAUCUAGAAUUCGAGGUCAAGGGUAUGAUGGAGCAAGUAACAUGAGAGGCCAAUUUGGAGGUUUGAAAGCUCUAAUUCAAAAUGAAAAUCCGCAAGCCUAUUAUGUCCAUUGUUUUGCUCAUCAACUUCAAUUGGCUCUUAUUUCAAUGGCGAGAAAGAAUGAAGAUGUUGAUUGGUUUUUUUGUGAAGUGACUCGUAUUGUUAACUUUCUACGGUCAUCAAACAAAAGACAAGCUUUGCUUCGUAAGAAACAAGUUGCUCAUUUUGCAAAUUUAAUUGAAAAUGAAUUGGUGGAAAGUGGUACGGGUUUGAAUCAAGAAUUGUCUAUUGCAAGAGCGGGUGAUACACGUUGGGGAUCCCAUUUUCGGACUCUUAGUAGGUUGGUUGAUUUGUUUACUCCCAUUAUUGAAGUGUUUGAAGAUUUGAAAAGUGACCGGGCUUCAAAGGGUGAACCUCAAAGUUUGUUAAUUGUCAUGCAAACUUUUGGUUUUAUCUUUAUGUUGCACUUAAUGGUGGAGGUUUUAUCUUUGACAAAUGAUUUGUCCGAAGCAUUACAAAAGGGGGAUCAAGAUAUUGUGAAUGCCAUGGAACUUGUUGAAGUUAGUAAGAAAAAGUUUCAAAAAAUGAGAGAUAGUGGUUGGGAAGCAUUUUAUGAACAAGUUGUGGCUUCUUGUGGUAAUGUUGAAAUUGAUGUCCCCGAUAUGAAGUCACGGUAUGUCAAAGCUAAUAAAUCCAAACGACUUGCUCCUUUUGUGACAAAUUUUGAUUAUUUCAAGAAUGAUUGUUUCUUACAUGUCAUUGAUUUUGUAUUGAAAGAGUUGAAUGAUCGUUUUACGCCUGAGAAUACCGAGUUGUUGAAUUGUGUUGCUUCUUUGAGUCCUUGUUCAUCAUUUGAAGCCUUUGACACUAAAUCACUUGUAAGGUUGGCAAGAUUGUACCCAAAUGACUUUGAAGAUGUUACCGAUAAAGAGUUGUCUAGCCAAUUUGAGACUUACAUUGAGUGUGUAAAGAUGGAUGAUAAUUUUUCCAAUUUGAAAGGUAUCUCGGAUCUUUGUAGGACUCUUGUCCGAACGAAAAAGCACAAGACGUUUAGAUUUGUUUACAUACUAGUGAAGCUAGCUUUGACAUUACCGGUUGCAACCGCAAGUGUUGAGAGGGUAUUUUCCGGGAUGAAAUAUGUGAAGAAUGAGUUGAGAAAUCGAAUGGCUAAUCCAUGGUUGAAUGAUUGUUUAGUGACAUUUGUGGAAAAGGAAGUGUUUAGUACGAUCAAUGAUCGAGAUAUCAUCAAGCGCUUUCAAGGCAUGAGCAAGAGGAGAAUGCAUUUACGAUUGGACUAGAUAUAAAGUUCUAUUUUGAGUUGUAUAUGAAACAAUGAUAUAUUUUUCAUGUAAUAUUUGAAUAUUUAUAUUUAUUGCUUUUUCUUUAUAUGUUUUACAAUUAAUGGGAAUACCCUGGAUUU